Linum trigynum is the source of this 2720-nucleotide messenger RNA. The record is from the annotation of a GenBank genome assembly. Lineage: Eukaryota; Viridiplantae; Streptophyta; Magnoliopsida; Malpighiales; Linaceae.
UUUUCUCCUUUAAUAUUGACUUUCUAGCUCCAUCUAGUAAUGUUUAGGAGAGACUUAUAUGUCGCCUUACUCCAUUGACGUGUUCCAGUAUCUAAUUAGGCGCGAAAUCCCUAAGCGAGGCGUUUUACCAUUGCCUUGCGCCUAGACGUACCUAAGUGUAAGGUUAAGCGUGCCUUUUUGAACCAUGGAUAACAGGCAAAGCAAACGCACCACCCGCGGAAGAGAAGAAUCUCGUUCCAUAAUCCAACCACACAUAUCCACCACCGAUUCAAUCCAACCCGAAAACAAAUAUGAAUGAAUAGCAAAUCAUUAUUAUACCAACUCACUAAUAAACAACUCAUUUAGUUUAAAAUCAAAACCCACCCGCCACUAAAGUUCCUCCCAUACAAGAAAAAUAGGGUAAAUACAAUUUAAUAUCCAAACCUUUCAUUUUAAACAAUAUAAUAGCCAAACCUUUUCGAAAGCAAUCUAAUAUCCAAAUCGUCGACUUUUCGUUCGUUUGACCGUUAGUUGACACUUCAAAAAAGCUUUGUUUAGGGGAAAUUGUCACAAUACAACUUUGUUUCUUGUUUUGGCAUUGCAGAUGACUGAAUAUUUAGAUAUUCUAUACCAUCAUGGUGGAGUCAUGGACUUCUCGGGUUAGGAACUACGACAUGUUGGUGGUUUUUCAGAGAAGAUAUCGAUGGAUAUUGAUGAAGUGUCGUACUUCGAACUUUUUUGAAGUGUCAACUAACGGUCAAACAGAUAGAAAGUUGACGAUUUGGAUAUUAGAUUGUUUUCGAAAAGGUUUGGCUAUUAUAUUGUUUAAAAUAAAAGGUUUGGAUAUUAAAUUGUAUUUACCCAGAAAAAUAAGAAUGAAAAUGACUAAAUGAAGGGCCCCCCCUAACCGAGGGGUAGUUUCGGGAAAUUAAGGAGAAAUCUUGCCACUCUGUGAAACUCCGCCUUCUCCGCUCCUGCAGGGCUGAAGCGAAGGCCAGAUCAGGGAGGGAAAUUGACUCUUUAUCUCUUUUUCUUCUCUUCUCUUCUCUUCUUCUUCCUAUAAAUACGGAGCCACCGCCGCUCUCUCUGAAACAAGCCCCUAGGCGAUUGGCGGCUGUGGCGCGUAAAAAAACAAACAAAAAACAGCCGACUAAUUCUCGCCCAGAGUAUGGGAGCUGAAGGAUUGCCUCGGCCGGCCACCACGAACGGUGAGAUUGCGCCUCAUCAUCAUCCUCCUGAAAUUCUGGGCCUUCAGCCGGCGGCGCUCAUCGACCACGUGGCUCGGGUCGAUUUGUCGUUGCUGGAUCGAAUCCCCGGCGACCGCGGCGGCUCUAUUCCAGUUGCAGUGGAAGAGCUGGAGGGUAUUUUGAAGGAGGUCAAGACUCACGUGCUUGCAUCUCCUGAUGGUUCUUCCGUUGCAAAGACAAUUGCUGGAGGCAGCGUGGCAAAUACUAUUCGUGGACUGAGUGCCGGUUUCGGAUUGUCUUGUGGGAUCAUUGGGGCUUGUGGGGAUGAUGAUCAAGGCAGGCUGUUUGUUAGCAACAUGACCUUUCAUGGAAUUAACAUUUCAAGGUUGAGGUCCAAGAAAGGAUUUACUGCUCAGUGUGUUUGCCUAGUUGAUGAGCUUGGAAAUCGGACAAUGAGACCUUGCCUUUCAAACGCUGUCAAAGUUCAGGGUGAGGAAUUAGUCAAGGAUGACUUCAUGGGCUCCAAGUGGCUGGUAAUGCGGUAUUCCAUAUUCAAUUUGGAAGUUAUCAAAGCUGCUAUCAAGGUUGCAAAGCAAGAGGGUGUUUCCGUUUCAUUGGAUUUAGCUAGUUUUGAGAUGGUCCGGAACCAUAGAGUUCCUCUGAUGGAGUUACUUCUAUCAGGAGAUGUAGACCUCUGCUUUGCUAAUGAGGACGAAGCUACAGAGCUUCUGAGAGGCGAGGCAAAUGCUGAUCAUGAAGCUGCCCUUGAAUUCCUGGCCAAACACUGCCGGUGGGCUGUAGUCACCCUGGGUGCAAAUGGCUGCCUUGCAAAGCACGGAAAGGAGGUGGUUCGAGUUCCAGCCAUUGGAGAAUCGAAGGCAGUAGAUGCUACCGGUGCAGGGGACCUUUUCGCGAGCGGGUUCUUGUAUGGUCUGACCAAAGGAUUGAGCCUCGAGGAAUGCUGUAAAUUUGGUUCGUGCAGUGGCGGUUCUGUGAUCCGAUCUCUAGGUGGUGAAGUGACUCCAGAGAAUUGGCAGUGGGCGUACAAGCAAAUGCAGGCCAAGGGCCUCCCCAUCCCUGAAAUCCGAAAUUGAUUCCGAGGUUAACAGAUAGCCUUACCAAAUAUCUUAUGAGCCAUAGUCUGUUCAGGUCAAUUUGUUCGAUAUGGAAGCUUGCAGUAACAAUGGAGGAGGCUGCUGUUUAUUGUUGGUAUUUUGGGGGUAUGGGUUGUUAACUAUUCGAAUGCUGAAAUGUGAAAUCUUUCUCUCUUAUCAAAGAUGUUUUCCAAGUUCAUAGUAUAGAAAGAUUUCAUUCCAUAUGAACUCAAGCCUACUAGUUGAUUCUUAACUGAAAGCUUUCGAAGUAUGUGAUUCCACAUGAGUACACGUCAAAUGUAGUGCAGAAUCAGUGGCUAAUACAUAUGAGUCCAAGUGGAUACUUCCAUGGAUGUAGAAACAAAAGCUACGUACAAAAUGAUGCAGCGCCACUAUGAGCCGACCAGCAAUUUGUUUAUGGCAAGGCCUGGAGAAAGAACAAGAAAAGACUCCAAAGUUC